GGAACGUUUUCAAUAGAGGUCCCUACUCUGUGUACAAGGAAGUAUACAAUAUGUAGCUUGCCAUGAGACGUCUGACAUUAUCUAGCUGAUCUUUGGAAGAUUAAAAACACCAAAUUAGCAGAGAAAAAUCCAAGCGAGCGAAAAUGCAUCGCUACAAGCUAUGUGAGAAUGUUCACUUCACUCAUUGGUCAGAUGUGUCUGGGGCAGGAGAAAGAACGUAAAUACAGGACACCUCCUAAGGGAGGUCCACUGGCCAAAUACAACAUACUACGUUGAGCUAGUCCAGAUUUCACAAUGGAGGGAACUUCCAAAAGUGAUGCUGCUGGUCAGCUGUCUGUUGCUGCUCAAGUUCCCUUCCUUCACCUGUGUAUCACUUUAGAGAAAAUCCAGAAGUCGAAACUCCGUCCAGAUAAAUCCAAGAUCCUUGGUGAUUUCAUUGAAUCGUGGAGGAAGUUUCAUUCUGCCCUCCACAAAGAUAACCCCAAAACGACAGACUCUUUCUAUCCAGCUAUGCGCCUCAUAGUUCCCCCUUUUGAACGAGAGCGUAUGGCGUAUGGUAUCAAAGAGAACAUGUUAGCUAAACUCUACAUCGAUGUAUUAGGUCUCCCAAAGAAUGGCCCAGAAGCCAAUAAACUGUUGAACUACCGAGCUCCAACCACAUCCCAAGGAGAAGCUGGAGACUUUGCCGGCAUGGCAUACUUUGUGCUGAAGAAACGGUGCACCAGCCAGGGAAACCUCAGCAUCAAAGAAGUCAAUGACUUUCUGGAUUCAGUUGCCAUCAACAACGCUAGCCAACAGAAAAAUCUUGUGAAAAAGAGUCUGCUGCAUCUCAUCACGCACAGCUCGGCUCUUGAGCAAAAAUGGCUCAUCAGAAUGAUUCUGAAGGACAUGAAGCUAGGGGUCAGCAAAGAAACUGUUCUCCAAGUCUUCCAUCCUGAUGCUGCUGAGCUCUACAAUGUGAACACAGACUUAAACAAGGUGUGCCAGCAGCUCCACAAAACCUCAGUGUCUUUGAGUGAAGUCUCUAUUGAACUCUUCUCUGCCUUCAAGCCCAUGUUGGCAGCUAUUGCUAACAUCCGCAAUGUGGAGAAACAGAUGGGCAAUAGCCCUUUUUACAUUCAAACCAAGCUUGAUGGGGAGCGUAUACAACUGCAUAAAGAUGGAGAUGUGUACAAGUACUUUAGCCGAAAUGCUUUUGAUUACACACAGCAGUUUGGAGGAUCCCCGCUGGAGGGUUCACUCACACCUUACAUCCACAAUGUUUUUAAAAGCCACGUUGUGAACUGCAUCCUUGACGGAGAGAUGAUGGCAUACAACCCGACCGCCGAGACCUUCAUGCAGAAAGGGAGCAAAUUUGACAUCAAGAGGCUGGUGGACGACUCUGAGUUACAGACAUGCUUCUGCGUGUUUGACGUGCUGUUAGUCAAUGGCCAAAAGCUUGGCAAGGAACCGCUGAAGAAGCGUUACGAGACAAUGCAGACAGUUUUCACCCCAGUUAAGGGAAGGAUGCACCUGGUGCCAAAGACAGAUGCCAGAACCAUGCAGGAAGUGGUGAAUGCCCUCAAUGACGCCAUAGACAACAGGGAGGAGGGGAUCAUGGUGAAGGAUCCUUUAUCCAUCUACAAACCUGACAAGCGGGGGGAGGGAUGGCUGAAAAUAAAGCCGGAAUAUAUGGAUGGCUUGAUGGAUGAGCUUGACCUGCUGAUUGUUGGUGGCUACUGGGGGAAAGGCAGACGGGGUGGUAUGAUGUCCCAUUUCUUAUGUGGCAUUGCCGAAGCUCCAAAGCCUGGUGAGAAACCCUCGGUUUUCCACACAUUCUGCCGCAUUGGCUCCGGCUACACCAUGAAGGAGUUGUACGACCUUGGCUUGAAGUUAGCCAAGCACUGGAAGGUCUACCGAAGAAAUGACCCACCAGCAUCCAUCCUGUGUGGAACAGAGAAGCCAGAAGUCUACAUUGAACCCUGCAACUCAGUCAUCAUUCAGGUCAAGGCGGCAGAGAUAGUCGGAAGCGACAUGUAUAAAACCAACUGCACCCUCCGCUUCCCCAGGAUUGAGAAGAUCCGUGACGACAAGGAGUGGUACCAGUGCAUGACUCUGGCAGAGCUGGAUCAGUUUCGCAGCAAGGCAUCGGGAAAACUUGCCUCACGGCACCUUCACAUCGACAACAACGAACCACAAAAGAAGAAGCGCAAGCUGGCAGCCAAACCCAAGAAGGUGAUUGGGCUCAUUGACCACUUUAAGCCCCAGGACCUCUCUGGGGUUACCAAGGAGACUGAUAUGUUCGAGGAUGUGGAGUUCUGCAUCCUGAAUGGGACUGAGGAUCACCCCAAGGCUGAGCUGGAAAAAGGCGUGGCCAGGUGUGGGGGUAUCGUGGUUCAAAAUCCUGGACGGGACACCUACUGUGUGAUCGCCGGCAUAGAGAACAUGCGUGUGAAAAACCUGAUUUCGUCCAACCAGCAUGACGUGGUGUGGGCCGCCUGGCUGCUGGAGUGCCUUGACCAGAAGCAAGUGGUCCCAUGGCAACCCUGCCACAUGAUCCACAUGUCGCCCUCCACCAGGGAGCACUUUGCCAAGGAGUAUGACAGCUACGGAGACAGCUACUUUGUGGACACAGACGAGCAGCAGCUGCGUGAAGUGUUCAGCCGCAUCAGCAGCACUGACACAUCGGCAGCCGUGAACGUUGGCCAGGUGGAGGAGCGAUAUGGCUGGGAUGAUCUUCCCACCAGCAUGUUCAGACCCUUCAAGGUUUACAUGGACAGCUACACUGACAUAAGAGACUCUAAAAGCGCCCUACCUGCCACCUGUUUGGACAUCAGGGCACUAGAGUUUCGUUACCAUGGAGGCAAGGUGGUGCAGAAGUUGGAGGAAGGAGUGUCCCAUGUCGUUAUGGCAGAGGAAACAAGACUUCUAGAUUUGAGGACUCUGAGGCGCAGCUUUAGGAAGAAGUUUAAGAUUGUAAGAGACUCAUGGGUGACUGAUUCAAUCAAAGCAGGGUAUCUGAUGAAUGACAAUGACUACUUAGUUUGAGUCUUUUGGUGAUUUUCAUAGGAUUUCAGUUGACACUAAAGAAAAAUCAUUUUUAUCUCGCAUUUUAAUUAGUUCCCAAUAAGAUUAGUAAUUAAGUAAAAGUUGAAGAAUAAAAACUCCAUAAACAGUCAAAAUCACCAUUGAGUGUGAGAUAAGAGGUUUGAUUGAAGCUACACUAUAUUAUAUUGGGGACGUUACUUUCUCUGGGAUUUCAUGCAGACUUUAUUACUUUUGUUUGUUAUGUUCUUAAUGCGUGAUUAGGGCUGCUUGUUAUUAGUUUUUAAUGAAUUGACCAAUAUAAUGGACUAAUAUAAGUGAGUGAACACUGGGGAGUAUUCCAUGACUGUGAUCUAAACUAGGCCCCUUCUUAAUUUUUCAUUUAAAGGGUUUUUAGUGUUGCACUUAAAAAUAAAGGUGGGGAGAUUUUAAAAAAAAGGUGGUGAAAAUUGGAGCAGCAAAGAAGUUUUAGUCCAUAGUAUGAGUCAAACUCCAAAAACACUAAAUCCUACAUUUCCCAUAAUGAAACUGGAUAGCGUCUUUCAUUAGACCCUCAUUUCCUUCUAAAUGCCAAUUUCUUUUAAACCCAAUACAUUCUUAUAGAUGAUGAAUCUCAAGCCCAAUCCAAGAUAACCCUGGUGGCAUCACUAUGACAUCAUCAGGGGUAUUUUUUUCAAACUGGAGCAUUCCUUCCAGAGCCAUAGAAGACAUUAUACAUGUGUUUUCUCAGGCUUAGUACUUCUUGUGAUGAGUGAAAUAAACUUUAUGUGUAAAAUUGGAGUGCCCCUUUAAUGUAAGAUAACAAUGGGAGUGGUUCAAUGAGUCUUGAACAGUUCACUCUCUUUUUGUUAUCUGUGCCUUUGUGCUUUUAUUUAUUUUUUACGUACAGUGUGUAGGAUUUAGUGGCAUCUAGCCGUGAGGUUGCAGAUUGCAACCAAAUGAAUACACCUCCCGUCACCAUCCUCUUCCAAGCGUUAAAUAAAUUUGUUGGAUAAACAUGUUGGAUUGGUUUAAAAUACAGGAAUGACUGUUGUCCAAAUGUGUUUUUAAAAUUAGUAAUUAAAGCUGGAGUGUGGGAUUUUUGUCUCCCCCUUGUGGAGUAAUUACAAAAACACUGUUGACACAUGCUUACAUCAUAGGCUCCACUGUAGCCUACUCCAUUGUUACUGUUGCAGCUGUAAAAUGGUGGAUAAAUUGUUUUACGCGUCACAUAACCCCUAUGAAAUGACUCAUUUCACUAUCAGAAUUUGAUCCAUUCAGUCUGAUAACAUUUGGAAGAGCCGCAUGAUUAAAUUAUUUUAUCCCCAUUCAAGUUAGCAAAGGGCUAACCAGAAGAUAGCCUACUCUUUCAGCGGAAGUCUCUGGUGCACAUGCUCUGUAUUCAUCCAGCCAGCACGAGAACGUCAAAUCCAACACCAGAUUUAAAAACUCUGGUAUCCUGUGAAAUACAGAGAGAUGUAUGUAGCGAUGAUAGGCUUAACCAGCAUUGUAUGAACUUGUUUGGCAAAAGCUUGAAUGUAACGGACGUUCAUCUAUAUGUAAAAGUCCCGCACUGCAGGUUUAACUUAAAGGGAGCGUCUGUAUGAAUUGAUGGCCUUUGCCUCAGCUCUUCAGCGUGUACUCAGCUGGCAGAGAGAGACCGGGGGACACCACAGGUGUACGUUAAAACCGGUUCAGCUCAAGGCCUUCCAACAAAGAUGUCGCCAUGUUUUCCUGUCUUGAAAAAUGUCACCAAUGUGCCUUGGGACUCAUUGAUAUGUUAUAACCUUCAUUACCGUCGCCCCUAGGGUGCAGGUAGCUGCCUGUGGUGUCCUGGGCAUUGUUGUGUGUAAAUGCCGCAUGAAUACAUUUUGAAAGUAAAAGUGAUAAGGCACCUGUUCCUAAUCAUAUACAGUUAAUAAUGGCUCUCAUUGACCUGUUGCAGAGUUCCCUGUAGGGUUUGUGGGUUUUAAUCUUUGUUUUUCUAAUCUUUGUUAAACAGUUUCAAGUAAAAUUCUACCUUUAAUACGUUCUUUGCAUUGUUUUAGAUGACGAGUUAUAUCACUUUUGUUGAAAACAACACAAAAUGUCACAUUGUUGAGAGAAAAAUGGUCUUCAUUGCUGGUUAAAAACUAUUUUGUGCCGCAGUAAGCGCUCUGUAACCCGUCGCCCACUCUGGACUAUUUCCAGGUGAUGCGGAGUGAGUGUUUGAUUGACAGGCUUUAAUUAGAGGUACUCAACCAGUGCUUA
Messenger RNA from Thunnus maccoyii (southern bluefin tuna), 5253 nucleotides. RefSeq names its product ligase IV, DNA, ATP-dependent (gene lig4). Bases 295 to 3027 code for a protein of 910 amino acids. Lineage: Eukaryota; Metazoa; Chordata; Actinopteri; Scombriformes; Scombridae. The transcript is spliced from 4 exons. The record is from RefSeq and is a predicted model, not a curated record. Gene Ontology annotation, molecular function: ATP binding; DNA ligase (ATP) activity; DNA binding. Gene Ontology annotation, cellular component: DNA ligase IV complex; DNA-dependent protein kinase-DNA ligase 4 complex. Gene Ontology annotation, biological process: double-strand break repair via nonhomologous end joining; nucleotide-excision repair, DNA gap filling; DNA biosynthetic process.